AUGUUAAAAUUAACAGGAAAGCAGGCAAUAAAUGAAGAAAACUUUGCAAAACAUAGAGUUAUUUUGAAAAACAUUAAUUACCAGAUCAUUAUUACUGGCAUUCGAGUAAAGUUAGUUAUAUUAGCAUCUUGUUUUUCCCAAAUAUAUGAUGUCAGACUUAAAAAAAGCAUGGCAGCAAUGGCUAAAGUUUUGUUUGCACGUGUUGUACAUAAGAAUUGGGACCACGACUUAACUAAAUUGAAUAUUUACCUUCAGAAAAUACAAGAAAAAUCAAAUAAUUUGAUUUUUUUCCAAAAUUUGCUUUUCAUAUUCUCGAAAAGUGACUUUUAUUCCUCCAUCAUCUAUUCAUCCGUACUCACUCUUUGGAGAGAAGUUCGUGCCCAUCAAGGUGGGGAGUCCAUCUUACAUACUCUAGUUCUACCGGAGAUAAGACCAAUAGAUAAUUUUGAUUUACAGCAAUUACCGAAAUUGUAUUUAAGUGUUGACUGUGACUUCGCCGAGCAGAAAAAUGGGAUUGGUAGCAUAUUGUUUGUUCCGACAGUUAGUGCUUCUUGCAACACAACUCAGGUAGAGAAACUUAAGGGUAAGGCCAAACGAUUGAUACAAAAAAUGAAUGAAUCGAAAGAUUCAUUGGAGAUUCGCUUACUGAGCUUGAUCAUGAUAAUAAAAGUGCUACAAGAGUUGUUGACAUUCGAUGUGAUGAAUGGAUGGAUGGAAUUAAAUUUUAUUGAGGUUUUCUCUCAUAUUACUUUUUAUGCACCUUACUGUAAUAAGAUUUACAAAUUUAAGGAAAUUCUGCCAGGGAGAUCACCGUCAAUAAAAGAAGGCAAAGAGUUUUUAGAUGGGAAUAAGCAUCAUUUCCUAAGCACUUUGAUUACAGAUAAACAAAUUCAUAAUUCGUUUUUUGUCCCGUUUUUACAGUAUUGUGCAGGAGUAAGCAAAAAUGAAGUGUUAUUUUAUUUGACUGUUUUUCCUGAAGUAUAUAUCAGUCUUAAAUACUUCCACAAUUUAUUUAGAAAUUUUGAGGCCAAAUUGAACUGGCCUGACGACAUUUGUACAAAUGCAAGUGACCCCGCAGUAAUUAUCUUCGUGUUUAAUAUCAACUGCGCUUUUAAUCACUGUAACCUGUAA
Echinococcus granulosus is the source of this 1131-nucleotide messenger RNA. RefSeq lists its product as hypothetical. The transcript is spliced from 11 exons. The record is from RefSeq and is a predicted model, not a curated record. Bases 1 to 1131 code for a protein of 376 amino acids. NCBI's taxonomy places the organism in Eukaryota, Metazoa, Platyhelminthes, Cestoda, Cyclophyllidea, Taeniidae.